AUGUCAUUUCUCUUCAAAUAUUCUGCGGUCCUGUGGAUCACUAAGGCGCGUGAGCGCUGUCACAGAUUGAAGGGAGAGAAGAAGAAGAUGUUCAAGCACAGGGAGACAGAUUGUAAGGCAUAUUAUGAUAUCUUGAAGAGACUCUGUAAGAGACAGAAGCUGGCAGAGGAGAAGAAGAUUGAGGUCUUAUUCAGGUCUCAAAUGCACUCCAUGAUUCAGGACAUUGAGGAGACAGCUCUGCUCUCUGAGCAUGUCAAUCUGCUUGCUGCUGAGGUGAAACCUGAGACAGCAGACCAGGAAAUGCAGGAUUUUGAGGUGCAGAUUGACCUGACUGAGAGAAAGCAGCAGAAACCCUUCUCUGAGAAGGUAGCAGAGAGAGAUUUUGAGGUGAUUAUCAUCUCAGAUGAGGAGAAGAAGAAGAAGAAGAAGAAGAAGAAGAAGAAUGAGAAGUGA
Blastomyces dermatitidis ER-3 is the source of this 453-nucleotide messenger RNA. RefSeq lists its product as uncharacterized. NCBI's taxonomy places the organism in Eukaryota, Fungi, Ascomycota, Eurotiomycetes, Onygenales, Ajellomycetaceae. The coding region runs from base 1 to 453 and encodes 150 amino acids. The transcript has 2 exons. The record is from RefSeq and is a predicted model, not a curated record.